UGAGCCACCGGGCCUGGCUACAUUUAAGUCUUUAAUUUGCUUUUGAGUUGAUUUUUGUGUAUGGUGUAAGAUAAAAUUCUAAUUUGAUUCUUCCACAUGUGGAUAUCCAGUUUCCCCAACACCAUUUUGUUGUAGAGAAUAGUCUUUUCCCCAUAUAUAUUCUUGGUACCAUUGCUGAAAAUCACUUGACUGUUUAUGCAUGGGUUUAUUUCUGGGCUUUCUAUUCUUUUGCAUUGCUCUAUAUGUCUGUCUUUAUGACAGUGCCAACUGUUUUAAUUACUGUAGAUCUCUAAUAUAUUUUAAAACAAGGAUGUGUGAUGUCCCAACUUUUGUCCUUUUGUCUGAAGAAUGUAUUGGCUAUUCAGGUUCUUUUGUGGUUUCAUAUGAAUGUUAGGAUUUUUUUUUUCCAUUACUGUAAAAACUGGCAUAGGGAUUUUGAUAGUGAUUGCAUUGAAUCUGCAAUUAUUUUGUGUAGUUGGGCACAUUUGAACAAUAUUAAGUUUUCUAAUCCAUGAACAUCAGAUGCCUUUACAUUUAUUUGUGUUGUCUUUAAAUUCUUUCAUCUAUGUGUUGUACUUUGUAGUGUUCAAAUGUUUCACCUUACUUAAGUUUAUUCCCAAGUACUUAAUUCUCAGCCAAACUAUUGUAAAUGGACUAUUUUACUGAUUGUUUUUUAUUAGUGUAUAGAAAAACAGCUGAUUUUCAUAUAUGGUGAUUUUCUUUCCUGUAACAUUAUUGAAUUCAUUAGUUCUAACAGAUUUUAUUAUGGAGUUUUAGGGUGUUCUGUGUGUGUGUGUGUGUGUGUGUGUGUGUGUGUGUGUGUGUGAUCAUGUCAUUUGAAAAACAGAGAUGUUUUACUUUUUCUUUUCCAAUUUGGAUGUCUUUUCUCUCUUUUUCUUGCCUAAUUGACGAAAGUGAAAAUAUACUCAGAAGUGAGAUUCAAACCUAUGACUCCUAAGGCAUCUGGAGAGAAUAUCAAGGGUGUGUGUGGAAGGCUACUUGAUGACAGAUGGCACAAACAACCCUCUCAGCUGUUAUUCAGUUAUUUGAGUUCCUUAUGUGCUUUGGAUAUUAAUCAUUUGCUGGGAAAACUGUAUAUUCACAUGCAAAAAAGUGAAAAUAGAACUUUCUCUCUCACAAUAUACAACAGUCAACUUGAAAUGUAUUAAAUACUUAAGUGUAAGACCUAGAACUAUGAAACUACUAGAAGAAAAGAUAGGGAGAAUGCUUUCGGACAUUGGGAUGGGCAAGGAUGUUUUCGAUAAAAUCUCAGAAGUACAGGCAACAAACGCAUAAGUGUAAAAGUGAGAUUACAUUAAUCUAAAAAGCUGCUGCAUAGUAAAGGAACCAAUCAACAGAGUGAAGAGACAACUUACAAAAUAGGAGAAAAUAUUUGUAAACUAUACAUCUGACAAGGUGUUACUACAUUUCAAACGAGGGAAAGUAGUUGACCCUCUGUCAGGUAUAUUACGGAGGUAUCUUUCCUCAAGGAAGCAGUUAAACUUACCUUCCAAAGUGAGGGGAAAAUGCAAGUUUCCCACCACACAGAACACUGUGCUGUGCUAGCUUGGAGUGCGCAAACAAAAUUCUUACAAAAUAGAUUGAGCAAAUGCCUAAAGAUAGUUACUGGGCACAAGAGAAGUGCCUCAGCACUUUCUUGAGGUAGAGGAAACUGGUGGAAACAAGCCCUGACUGCCUUAGAACUGCUUUAGCUGACCUAUAAUACCCUGUAGCUACUUGUAAUACUAAAAUCCCCACCUAGUGGAGAAUUGUAAUAUCAUUAGCAUAACAUAGGUUAUAUAAAGGCACAUGAUGAUUGUACUGUGCAUGCUUGAUUUUUUUUUCAAUGGAAACAUGGAACGAUAUAAUGGAAGAGCUCUGCUUUACUCACUGGGACAGGAUUUAAAGCAACAUCAUUGGCGGGCAGACACAGACUCUUGUAGCAAGAAAGCUGCUGUGGAAAAGUUCCUGUGCUGCCCAGGAGCAGAACUCCCGAGUGAGGACCCAGCAGGAGUACAGCUAUCUGCAAGCCUAGAAGAGAGCCCACACCAGAAACCAAACUGGCCACCACCUUGACCUAGGAAGUCCCAGUAUCCAGAACUGAGAGAAACGUCUGUCAUUUAAGAGAUUUACAGGAAGGAAGCUGUUAAUUUUCUCUAAGAGAAUGGAAAACCAAGAACACUGAUAGGUGAAGUGUCAACAUUGUUUCACAACUCCUUUCUCCCUGGAGCCAUUGCUCGACAUGAGUCAAGUUAUCAAGUUACUCUAAUCAGGGCUUUUUGCCUGUUGUCUUUUGAAAUAUUUCAUUUGCAUAGCAUUUCAUGAAAGUAUAAAAUCCUGCAAGUGUUACUGCUUUCUCUCUCUUCUCAAAGCAACACUGAUUCCUGCAUUUCUGAAGAUCUCAAAAUCUAGACUACUUUUGAAGAAAUUUCCAGUGAGGCUCGCCUAUGUCUUUGAACAUGGAGGAUGAUAAACGCUGGAAAACUGUCCUACUUAAAGUAUUACAGGACAACAUUGAUGAUCCAUUUACAAUGAUGACGUUCUUACUGGCCACUACGUUAAACCUGAGUGAGGAAACGCAAGAAAAAUAUGACAAAAUUAAGAUUGCUAAGUUGAUGUCCGACACAUUCCCACGUGACGGCAGCGUGGACAAACUUAUACAAGUCUGUGAAAAUAUACCAGAACUUCAACCCAUCGCAGAAACUCUUAGAAGGGAAAAGUCAAAAGUUAUGAAUAAAAUCGAAUCCACACCAGAAAAGGAAGCAACCCCUUCAGAGACGAGCAAGCAGAAAGAAGAGGGUCCUGCUACACCUGCCCCCUCCACAAGCACAUUUCUCACAUCUGAAGGAGCAGAGGUGACUCCUGGACCUCAGAAAAUAGAAAGCACAGCCAAAGGAACGGAUGGGAACGAAAGCGAUGUUUUGGAGGAAGAGACUCAAUCUCCGUGGCCUGCAGGAGCCAGCCCGGCCAUAGCCAUGGGCCAUCCCCCACCUCCCCCGACCUCCCCAGCUCCAUCCGACACUUCCUUAACUGAGAACCCAAACCCAGAGGGCAACUCUUGGGUAACCGGCAGAGGAAAGAAACUCCGAGAAGACCCGAUAGUAGUGAUGGUGCUGCAGGCAGGAAAGCCAUUUGAUUAUGAGUCCUCAGAAGGGAAGAAAAAAACAAUGUUUCAUGCUACAGUGGCUACUGAGAAAGCGUUCUUCCGUGUGAAGGUUUUAAAGAACAACUUGAAGAGCAUAUUCAUCAGUGAAAGAAUCAUUACUAUAUCAAAUUAUUUAGAAUAUAAAUAUUUCCUAGAAGUAAAUGAAGCCUCCGUGGUAACCGAAGCUGGUAGUGAUGUAAAGAUUGAGGUUCCAGACAACAUCAAAAGAAGUGCAAAGGAAACCAUGAAGAUCGAUACUAUUAAAAAUCAAGCUUCUGGUACUAUUAUAUAUGGGUCAUUUACGCUACUUAAGAAAACAUUAAAGAAAAGCUACACAAUCUAUGAAAUUAAGGACAACACAGGAACCAUGGAAGUAAAGGGGAUAAAACACUGUCAUGAUAUUCCCUGUAAAAACGGAGAUACACUUCAGCUCUUCUGCUUUAAACUGAGGAGAGAGAGGGAGACACCAUAUCUGCUUCAUGAAAUGCAUAGUUUCAUUGAGGUCCAGGAGAACCAGGAUGUAAAUAAUCCUGAUUCAGAUAUGGAAAGCUCAGAAGAGACCUCCUAAAAACCUGAAUGUUUAUGGAGAGAAGAUCCAAGGGCAAAAAAAAUAUGUUUGUGUAUCUAUAUGAAUACAUAUCUAUAUGAUUGAAUUAUGAAAGUAUAUAUACCAGCUAUUAAUUCUAGGGAAUAGGGUGUUAAGGGUGUUUUCAGUUUUUACCUUUUUAUAUUUUCUUAAUGUCAAUUUUUACAUUUACAACUUUCAUAAUUUGAAAAAAAAAGUAAACAUUAUUGUUAGGGCCUAGGGACUAUAGGCAGCCAAUAACCAGCCAUUAGCUUUCUUUUUUUUUCUUUCCUUCAGAUUUAUUUUAUUUGUGCUCCAAAUUAGGACAUAAACAGAGUGUUACAGCAGCUAAACCUUUAUUCUUAAGAUUUAUUCAUCCUUUUUUUUUGUGGAGCCAGAGUCUCACUCUGUUGCCUGGCUAGAGUGCCAUGGUGUCAGUC
Molecule: messenger RNA, 4150 nt
Organism: Microcebus murinus (gray mouse lemur)
Lineage: Eukaryota; Metazoa; Chordata; Mammalia; Primates; Cheirogaleidae
Source: RefSeq, a predicted model, not a curated record